Molecule: messenger RNA, 1200 nt
Organism: Cyclospora cayetanensis
Lineage: Eukaryota; Apicomplexa; Conoidasida; Eucoccidiorida; Eimeriidae
Product: putative mediator of RNA polymerase II transcription subunit 12
Exons: 3
Source: RefSeq, a predicted model, not a curated record
GCUGCAGCAGAAAGAUCUGCAGCAGCAGCAGCAGCAGCAGCAGCAGCAGCAGCACUCCCUGCUCUCGCGAGCAGCUGUGUACAUACAGCUGAUGCUCCGGCAAACCUUUCGCUGGACGCAAUAUCGUCCUCGCCAGCUUCAGUAGCAGCAGCAGCAGCGAGGCGUGCAGUCGGUCUAGGUGGAGGGGUGGUUCCUCGAAUGACGGGGUUUUUGCCCCAGCAGCAGCAACAGCUGUUGCUGCCGCCUCCGUCACGGACGUGCAGCGACACUGCAUGCGAGUCUUGCAGGGUGCUGCCUGAUUUUGCUGCCGAUGCGUUGCUACUAAAGCAGCAACUGGGUGACUUGCUGCAUCGUCUUCACAGCACUGGGGCAGCAGCAGCUGCUGUUGCUCCCCCCGCUGCUGUUUCAGAGGCAUCCAGUGCAACUCGGCAACAGGCACACCAUCACCUGCUUAAGCUUCAGGGGCAGCUCCAGAAGCAGGCUGUAGAGCAGCAGCAACAGCUGCAGCAGCAGCAGAAGUUGCAGCAGCAGCAAGUUCAGAUGUCUGUUCAGGUUGGGGAGCUAGGAAACUGGCAUGCAGCGUUUCAGAGGCAAUUUGUGGAGCAACAAGAGCAGAUUCGAGCGCUGCAGCAGCAGCUGAACGUUUUGCAGCAGCAGCAGCAGCACGUGCUGCAGCAGUUACACCAACUGCAACAGCUUGCCCAGGAAGAGAACUCCCAACUGCAGGCGGCACUGCUCUAUUUUGUCACCGAGCGAACGCAGCAGAAACGUCGAGGUGCAGCAGCAACCCCACGCGCAGCGGUGGUGGCCGCUGCUGCUGCUGCUCUUAAGAGGACGCAUGCAACGUCUGUGCGAGCCGCGGAGGGAUUCUCGCUCGAGGCGUGCUCCCAACAGCAGCAACAACAAGGCUUGUUCUCGCCUACCAGUAGUGUAGCGAGCAGCGCAGCAAGCAGUUGUGUGCCUACAGCAACUACAGCGGCAACAAGGGAAGGCGACGGGCUGGAGCGGCAGUAUGCACGGGGUCAAAAGCAGCACGACAAAUGGAAAUUAGGAGCAGAUACAGCAGCAGCGCCACCGACCACACACACUGGACGCCCCUCUGCAGAUAACACAGCAGGGGGGGCAACGCUAGCAAGGCAACGCCUAAGCAGUGGCAGUAGAAACCGAGUUCCCAGUGUAUGCAUCUCGGAUAGUGACUAG